This is a messenger RNA of Cylindrotheca closterium, 1191 nucleotides long. The record is from the annotation of a GenBank genome assembly. NCBI's taxonomy places the organism in Eukaryota, Bacillariophyta, Bacillariophyceae, Bacillariales, Bacillariaceae.
AUGGGAACUUUAUAUGGAACCAUCCACGAUAUCAUAGAUGAAAAACUAAAGCAAAUUCCAGAAGGUGCGAUACAAGCUGUAACGCGGCUGCAUCAAUGUGAUGUAUUCUACAAAGAAGCAAUCGCCGCAGCAAUGAAUGCGAAUAAUGACACUGACCAAGUGGCCGAUGGGAGUACCCGUUGCUCUGGUUACGAUGAGGACAGGGAUUCGUCAGCCAAGAAACGACGAAUCCAUUCCUUACAGAAUUUAGCUCUUGAUGGUUGCGAGCGUCAAACUGCCGAAAAGGCUCACCUUUUACCGCACAGCAGCCGCUGCGCAUCGUAUUAUGGCGAAUUGCUCGAGGCACUGGUCGGAGUAGAGUUGAAAGGUGAUGCUAAGACACGGAAGCGCAAGCUGCAAAUUCUCAUUCACGGAGUGCUCGAUAAGGAAACAUCAAAGCGGAAAGCAAAAACUGGUAUCAAGCAUUGCAAAAUGAACAUGAUACGGGUCCUGGGCCAGAGCGUCAUGGAUAAAAAUCCAAAUCGAGUUCUCUUCUUACCAAUCAUGACUCUGGAAGAUGUGCUCAACUUCAACGAUCAAACUUCCUUUUCAGUUGCGAUACUAUGUGCUACUCCAAGUGUUUACCAAGCCAUGUUGUGGCUGAACGAAUAUGAACUUGUUACCAAAACGGAGAUGAAGCUUGCGUUGAAAACACUUGAGAGCUUUACAUUGGCAGUAGCCAAGCAUCGCAAAAAUCUGCAAAAUAAUGGCCAGGACGACUUCAACUCUCUCGAAACAAUUGGAACAGAGAAAACUUAUCUUGAUGAGGCAAGGGAAAAUAUCAAGAAUUCCAUGGUCCAAGUUGCAACUCUCAAAACAAAGUAUGAAGGCACGAACGAAGAAGACACUUUUCCAAAAGUUAUGAAAAUUGAAUUGUCAAAUCAACAACCCAAGGGAAAAGUUGUCGCAACAACGUGUGAUCCAUGGUUGCUUUGCUUAAAGAGUGCUGUGAUGUAUUCCAGUUUCCUUGGAAAGAAGCUAUUGCCAGGCUGUCGCGACCAUGAUUCGGAAACGACCUCGGAUUGGUCUGGAUUCCAAGACUGUUGGUAUAUUCCUCCGGUACCCGAGGAGGUGGAAGCAGUGGCGACUGACUGUGGCGAUGAUUCGGACCUGAGUAGUAUUGGAUCGGCGAUGGGGAAACAAGAAAAAUAA